GCAGGAAACAAGCUCAGUCGACUGAUCGUUGAUCAGACAGAGGCGCGCGCGCGCAGCACACCGUGCGGACACAAUCGACCGUUUUACGGCGGAACAAAAAUAAUUAAAUUCGUAAGAAAUAUUUAAUAAAGAAAAUGAGUUUCACAAUGGACGCCGAGGCAGAGGCUGAUGCCCUGACCGCAAAAAUUAUCACGAUGGUAUGCCUGUUCGGGAUAUCCAUGAUAACUGGCUGCUUGCCGUUGCUUAUAUCCCUAAAGUGGGACUGGUUCAAGACGGGAGACGCCAACCUACGUAACUCCAAUCAGCUGGUAAUGGGCUUACUGGCAUUCGGAGGGGGAAUCCUGUUCGCGACCACCUUCAUGCACUUGUUGCCCGAAGUCGAUGAAAACAUUGAACAUCUGCAAGAUGAAGGUGAACUUCCUGAGUUUCCAUUGUUCCUCGCCGGGCUGAUCAUGUGCGCCGGCUUCUUCAUGAUCUACCUGAUAGAGGAGUUGGUGCACUUGUACAUCAACAGCCGAGAAAACAAGAAACGAAACACCUCCUUCGCCAAACCUUUCAAAAUGAGGAAGAGUUCCCUGACCUCUGGCAGGUCUAUUGAGGCGGCUACUGCUGCUGCAGAACUGAGUCAGAUGGAGGCUAAUGGGAAGAAGGGUGGAGAGAACCACUUGCCUUUGGAUGACCAGGAUUCAGUGGCUGGAGCACUGAGAGGUCUGCUCAUCGUGUUGGCUCUGUCCAUCCAUGAACUGUUCGAGGGUCUCGCCGUUGGGUUGGAGUCUUCAGUCGCUAAUGUCUGGUACAUGUUCGCCGCAGUAUCAGCCCACAAGUACAUAAUCGCGUUCUGCAUCGGUGUGGAGCUGCUGGCGUCAGGCACGAAGCGAUGGCUGUCCAUCGUGUACAUCUUCACCUUCUCCUUCAUGUCGGCUCUUGGCAUUGGUAUCGGGAUCCUGCUGGUCGGUGGCGCGGGCGCUGCUGAUGCCGGCGUCUAUUCUGUUGUGUUACAGGGCCUGGCGUGUGGAACCCUGGUGUACGUGGUGUUCUUCGAGGUAUGGAAGGGCUGCAACGGUCUGCUGCAGUUCUCUUGCGCUCUCUUCGGCUUCGCUGUGAUGGUCUGUCUGGAGCUUAUCGUCGAACUUUUGAUGUGAGGCGACCAUGACAAAUGACUGGAACCACGUGGAAUCAUUGAAAUUACGGAUAUAUUUAUACAUUUUCUACUUCGAAUAGUCACGUUUAACAUGUAAAUACAGUAAAUAGUUGACAAUUAAUGGAACAUAUGCCCGAACACUCAAACGCUACUCAAUUUUAAGACGCUUUCAAAUGUAGUUCUGUCACUAUCAAUUCUUUAUUAAAUGACAGAGAUAGCACGAUAUUUAAGUACAACUUAAAAUUGAGUAGCGUUUGUGUAUUCGGGCGUUAGUGUCCGUCUAAACAGUAGUGGCUCGUCGGUUAACAAAAUCUGGUGCUAAGUGUGUUGUACGUGACUAUACGAGAGUACGGAAGGUCGAUACCUAGUCAAUGCGAGUAUUACACAGUCCGUCGACUGAGAACUAAACGAUGCGGUCCAGUUAGUUCCUUGUUUAUUAACUAUAUUUUAAGUAUGUAAAUAACCGUUGUUUUUUUAAUAAAUAUUAUUAAAAAUUA
Messenger RNA from Spodoptera frugiperda (fall armyworm), 1638 nucleotides. RefSeq names its product zinc transporter ZIP1. Gene Ontology annotation, molecular function: zinc ion transmembrane transporter activity. NCBI's taxonomy places the organism in Eukaryota, Metazoa, Arthropoda, Insecta, Lepidoptera, Noctuidae. Gene Ontology annotation, biological process: zinc ion transmembrane transport. The transcript is spliced from 5 exons. The coding region runs from base 135 to 1142 and encodes 335 amino acids. The record is from RefSeq and is a predicted model, not a curated record. Gene Ontology annotation, cellular component: plasma membrane.